Molecule: messenger RNA, 4015 nt
Organism: Carassius gibelio (silver crucian carp)
Lineage: Eukaryota; Metazoa; Chordata; Actinopteri; Cypriniformes; Cyprinidae
Product: zinc finger protein 271
Exons: 2
Coding region: 143-2800 (885 amino acids)
Biological process (GO): regulation of transcription by RNA polymerase II
Cellular component (GO): nucleus
Molecular function (GO): DNA-binding transcription factor activity, RNA polymerase II-specific; RNA polymerase II cis-regulatory region sequence-specific DNA binding
Source: RefSeq, a predicted model, not a curated record
UAUAUAUAUAUAUAUAUAUAUAUAGUUUUUGAAUCAGUUCAUAAAUACCUGUAAUAUUUCUCGUCUUCACAUUCGUGACUGAGUUUUGAAGCAAGCAGGAAUAUCUGGAGGAGUUUCUGAACUUAGAUCUGCUGCUGUGAAGAUGGAGUUUGUGAAAGAGGAGAGAGAAGAGAACACGAGUGAACCAGAAACCAGCACAAUAAAACACGAGGAAACAGAAAUAAAACACGAGGAACCAGAAACCUGGAGAAUAAAACAAGAGGAACCAGAAACCUGGAGAAUAAAACACGAGGAACCAGAAACUUUGAGAAUAAAACACGAGGAACCAGAAAUAAAACACGAGGAACAAGGAGAGUUCAUUGAAGAAAAAGAGGAAAAUGAAGAAUCAAGUGAAGUUGAGGAGAAAAAUAAUGUCAAAACUGGUGGAAAACCUUUGAGUUGCUGUCAAACCAAACAGACAGAUUUAAAGAAAAAAGGAUUUAAGAAAUCUUUAACCUGCAAUCAGUGUGGAAAGAGGUUCACAUAUGAAUCAAAUCUUAAUCGUCACAUGAGAGUUCAUACUGGAGAGAAACCACUCACCUGUGACCAACGUGGGAACAGUUUCACACAAUCAUCAAACCUUAAGGAUCACAUGAACAUCCACACUGUAGAGAAGCAGCAUGUAUGUGAUCAAUGCGGUAAAAUGUUUUUAUGGGCUUCACUUCUGAAAAAACACUUAAAAGUUCAUGCAAAGGAGAAGCCACAUUCAUGUCAUUUGUGUGGUAAGAGUUUUUUGCAUCUACAAAGUUUAAAAGAACAUCAGAAAAUACAUACUGGUGUGAGAGAUAACGUGUGCUUUGGGUGUGAAAAGACUUUUAGUUCAGCAAGCAGAUUAAAACGGCAUGAGAGGAUUCACACUGGAGAGAAACCUUACAAGUGUUCACACUGUGACAAGAGUUUCAAUGUCUCAUCAAGUCUGAAAAACCAUGAGAGGAUUCACACUGGAGAGAAACCUUUUAAGUGUUCACAUUGUGACAAGAAAUUCACUUUGUCACCACAUUUGAAAAUACAUGAGAGGAUCCACACUGGAGAGAAACCUUUUAAGUGUUCACAUUGUGACAAGAAAUUCACUUUGUCAACACAUUUGAAAAUACAUGAGAGGAUCCACACUGGAGAGAAACCUUAUAAGUGUUCACACUGUGACAAGGGAUUCAGUGUGUCAUCAAAUCUGAAAACACAUGAGAGAUUUCACACUGGAGAGAAACCUUAUAAGUGUUCACACUGUGACAAGGGAUUCUAUGUUUCAUCAAGUCUGAAAACGCAUGAGAGGAUUCACACUGGAGAGAAACCUUACAAGUGUUCACACUGUGACAAGGGAUUCUAUGUUUCAUCAAGUCUGAAAACGCAUGAGAGGAUUCACACUGGAGAGAAACCUUAUAAGUGUUCACACUGUGACAAGAGAUUCAGUCAGUCAAGAGAUAUGAAAAUACAUGAGAGGAUUCACACUGGAGAGAAACCUUUUAAGUGUUCACACUGUGACAAGAGAUUCAGCCGGUCAAGAGAUAUGAAAAUACAUGAGAGGAUUCACACUGGAGAGAAACCUUUUAAGUGUUCACACUGUGACAAGCGAUUCAGUCAGUUAGCAAAUCUGAAAACACAUGAGAAAAUGCACACUGGAGAGAAACCUUAUAAGUGUUCACACUGUGACAAGAGAUUCAGUCAGUCAAGAGAUCUGAAAAAUCAUGAGAGCAUCCACACUGGAGAGAAACCUUAUAAGUGUUCACACUGUGACAAGAGAUUCAGUCAGACAACAGAUCUGAAAAACCAUAAGAGGAUUCACACUGGAGAGAAACCUUUUAAGUGUUCACAUUGUGACAAGAGAUUCAGUUGGUCAACACAUUUGAAAAGACAUGAGAGGAUCCACACUGGAGAGAAACCUUAUAAGUGUUCACACUGUGACAAGAGAUUCAGUGUGUCAUCGAGUCUGAAAAAACAUGAGAGGAUCCACACUGGAGAGAAACCUUAUAAGUGUUCACACUGUGACGAGAAAUUCAGUCUUUCAGCAAGUCUGAAAAAACAUGAGUGGAUUCACACUGGAGAGAAACCUUACAAGUGUUCUCACUGUGACAAGAGAUUCAGUGUGUCAUCAAUUCUGAAAACACAUGAGGUGAUCCACACUGGAGAGAAACCUUACAAGUGUUCUCACUGUGACAAGAGAUUCAGUGUGUCAUCAAAUCUGAAAACACAUGAGAGGAUUCACACUGGAGAGAAACCUUAUAAGUGUUCACACUGUGACAAGAGAUUCAGUCAAUCAUCAUAUCUGAAAACACAUGAGAGGAUUCACACUGGAGAGAAACCUUACAAGUGUUCACACUGUGACAAGAGAUUCAGUGUGUCAUCAAGUCUGAUAAAACAUGAGAGGAUUCACACCGGAGAGAAACCUUACAAGUGUUCACACUGUUUCAGGAAAUUCAGUCUUUCAGAAAGUCUGAAAAAACAUGAGAGGAUUCACACUGGAGAGAAACCUUACAAGUGUUCACAAUGUGACAGGAGAUUCAGUCGUUCAGUAAGUCGUAAAACACACGAGGUGAUCCACACUGGAAAGAAACCUUACAAGUGUUCACACUGUGACAAGAGAUUCAUUCAGACAAGAGAUCUGAAAACACAUGAAAGGAUCCACACUGGAGAGAAACCUUACAAGUGUUCACACUGUGACAAGAGAUUCACUAAUAUAUCAAAUCUGAAAACACACGAGAAGAUCCACACUGGAGAGAAACCUUACAAGUGUUCACACUGUGACAAGAGAUUCACUAAUAUAUGAAGUCUGAAAACACGAGAAGAUCCACACUGGAGAGAAACCUUUUAAGUGUUCACACUGUGACAAGCGAUUCAGUCAGUUAGCAAAUCUGAAAACACAUGAGAAAAUGCACACUGGAGAGAAACCACAUCACCGCAACAUACCUGGGAAUCGUUUCAUUGAGUCAUCUGUUCUACACAAAAACCAACCACAGUAAGGCCCCGAACACACAGAGACGCAUUUAGUUGUAUGUGUAAAUAUUUUGUAUGGUAUAUGUGGAUAUGUGGAUAAAUCUGAAAAUGACACCUUUGUGUUUUUCUGUACUGCCAAUUCAUAUGUUUUGUAAAACAAUGAUGUCAUCACCCCACAUCUCGACCAUAGUCAGACACCGCUACGUCAUUUAACACCAACAACAAUGGAGGACUACAUGUUUGUGCUCAUGCUACAGAAGCUACUGAGUCUGUGAGCUUGACUAAACUUACUAGUGGAGCAGCACGAUAUUGGAAAAAAAACUCACAUCGUGAUCAUUUUUCUCAGCGAGGUAUAUCGCGAUAUGGACAAAAAAAAUUCACCAGAUGACUUGUACAGCUCUAUUUGGAUUAAAAAAAUAAAAAUCAAUGAUUGGGGUGAUUUUGUAGGUGAAUAAAUCAAAUUACAAACAUAGAUGAAUAUAAUAUAAAAAUGAUACAAAUGAAAUAAAGUGCUUUAUAUUCUUCAGGUAAGUCGAACUGUUACUGUCUGUUACAGUUAAGUCUAAUACGUUACUGCUGCGUUACAUUGCUGACAGAAUGCAGUGUUUAUAAUCUAGAGAUUGUAAAGAGGAUGUAGCACACGCACUGUCAAGUCAAGUGCCAGUGGAUUACAGACCUGCUCCCGCGAGAUCUAACGCAGCAGAGAGCGGCACGGGACAUGACUUGUGUGUGUGCGCAAGAUAGUGGAAAAUAAAAUGAUUCAUGGUACUCCGCAAAGUAGAAAUAUCGAAACAAAAAAUCUAAAACAAGUAAAUUGUUAUUCAUCUAUUGCACAAGAGCAAAAUGAAUAUAAACCAUUAACAGGUGCAAGCUAUGCAGAGCUUCUAUUUAGGCUAUAACAGGGAUUGGUUUGUUGCAUGAUGAGACUGAUGUGAGAUACUGAUCCAAAAGCACACCUUUUGAAAGUUUAAUUUCUUCCUUUAAUAAAGAAAGUUUGUCAUUAUUGUUGCUGUUUUCAUUUAAAAUAAAUAAAACAUUGAACCACAAA